This is a messenger RNA of Rana temporaria (common frog), 751 nucleotides long. Its product is annotated as phospholipase A2 inhibitor and Ly6/PLAUR domain-containing protein-like. The record is from RefSeq and is a predicted model, not a curated record. Bases 56 to 709 code for a protein of 217 amino acids. The transcript is spliced from 5 exons. NCBI's taxonomy places the organism in Eukaryota, Metazoa, Chordata, Amphibia, Anura, Ranidae.
UUUGUUUCCAGUCAGUUCUUUCCGGGCACCGACCUAGACACAGCAACCUCUCAUAAUGGCGUCUCUUCUCCAGGUUCUCUGGGUGUUCUCAGCUUUGGUAGCAUCUGGAUACUCGCUCUCUUGUACGGAGUGUUCUUCUACAUCGGACUCAUGUACCGGCCCCAGUGUGACUUGUCUUUCUCGCUCUGUGUGUGGAGCUAUAGCCACAGAAAGCUGGGCUCUGGGUCUUCUUGUUUCAAAAUCAUAUGGGAAGUCAUGUGUACCGCAGCACCAGUGUGACAAGAGAGGAAGUAUGAGCCUUCCCCACAAUGCAAGAAUGAAGAUGGCCACAUCAUGUUGUGAAACGAAUGAAUGCACCCCGACUCUUCCUUCCAUGCCAAGGGACACCUCAGGAUCCAAUGGAUUGACGUGCCCAUCCUGUUUAUCUGCUGACUCCACCUCGUGUAACACAUCAGAUACGAUGCAGUGUACGGGGGAUGAGAACAUGUGUCUUCUCCAGACCACAAAAAUAUCAGGCCACAUAGAAGGAGCAACAGCAGUACGUGGCUGUGCCACAAAAAGCAUCUGCGAUUUUGGCAGCCAAACUAGUAGCACCCAAGGAAUAUCCACGGAGGUAAAAUUUAUCUGCACUAAUGGAAGUACCGGUCUCCAGAAAGGCUUCUACCUCCCGGCUGUGAUUUGUAUUUUCUUUUUAAAGUUAUUGAUCUGAAAUGCAAAAAAAAAAAGUAAUGUGAUGCCCCGUACACGCGAU